CCAAAAAUUCAAAACCGCGACACUUCAUCGAGAAAAUGAGCAGCUUCUCUCGGGUGACGAAAUUCAAAAGAUUUUUCGUUGCCUCUGUGUUCCUUGUGAGUAUCUACGCCUUCGCAUCCCACGGCGUCUAUAAAGCUGAGAGGCCAAUCAACAGAAUGCUGCGAAGUUCGACACCAUUCCAGGAAGUCCAAGACCACACACCAAAAACAAAUACAGAAGAAUAUACCAUGAGGAGUCCUCUGUCUAGGAAUAGUAAAGGAAGCGUCUCUUGUUCCCACGAAAGCAAGAGUGGUGAUUCUACUCUCCUCAGGCUGAAUAAUUUCUUUAGAAAUGAGACUGAGUGGAAGGCAGAGGGGGCUUUUAACAUCUUCCUGAUAGAGACAUCUUGCGACUCGAAACCCAACUACCGGUUCUGGUGCAGUGUGGAGAGUAUGGCCCAACAGAACCCUAAAGGAAUAGUAUGGUACGUAAUGACCUCCCCAGUCGUCGACCUCAGCGAUGGGCUGGUGAAGCAGCUCCUCCAGAAGUACAAGAACUUGAGACUCGUCACAGUGGACCUGGACGACGUUUUCGAGGGAACACCUUUGGAAGAAUUAUACAGGUCGGGCGCCUGGCACUCCAAUGCAACGAAAUGGCCGGCAGCUAAUUUGAGCAACAUGAUGCGCAAGGCUAUGGUUUGGCAUGCCGGAGGAUUCUACAGCGAUCUGGACGUGAUCUGCAUAUCCCCCGUGACUGAACUGAGGAACGUGAUAGGAUUGGCUGAAUUCAAUCUCGUCAACGGCGCGAACUUCCACUUCGACCGACAUCAUCCUAUGUUGGAGAAAUUCAUGGUCUAUCUGAAUGAACACUUCAACCCAACUGUGUGGGGUAUGAACGGCCCUCGAACAGUCUCAGCAGUAUUAAGAUCCGUCUGUAAAGAGAACGUACUUCACCAAGGCCUUCAGUGUGAUGGUACCAAAAUCCUGCCCCACGCAGCAUUCAGCCCGAUCCAGCCUCAUCUGAAUCCCAUGUUUUUUCAGAAGACAGCAAUAAAAGACAUGCAUGAGAGAUUUCCAGGUUCCUACGUAAUUCACGUCUGGAACAGAAUAUCCCGCGUCUUGCCUGUUAUCAAGGAUUACGGCACAAUAUACGACGAAGCUUCAAAGAGAUUCUGUCCUUUAAGCAGGGAGUUAGCUACAAAGAAAUCGAAAAUCUACUGAAGUGAGGCAAAAUCGAGCGAGUUGCAGUCUUGUAAAAACUACAAGUAUCGGUGCGUGCACACAGAUCUGAGGAAGUACAUACAUAAUGAUCAGAAACUAUGAACAUUAUGUCUGUAUGCUUAUUCGCCCAUGAACA
Macrobrachium nipponense is the source of this 1335-nucleotide messenger RNA. RefSeq names its product lactosylceramide 4-alpha-galactosyltransferase-like. The transcript has 7 exons. Gene Ontology annotation, biological process: glycosphingolipid biosynthetic process. NCBI's taxonomy places the organism in Eukaryota, Metazoa, Arthropoda, Malacostraca, Decapoda, Palaemonidae. Gene Ontology annotation, molecular function: hexosyltransferase activity. The record is from RefSeq and is a predicted model, not a curated record. The coding region runs from base 36 to 1199 and encodes 387 amino acids.